AUGUUUAAACGAAAUAUUAUUGAAGCUGAGGCUAAAGAUUUAGAUACUAACUUUAUUUCACAAAAUAAUGUUCACAUUAAAACUAAAGCAAAAAGUGUGAAAUUACCAGGAGAAAGUCAAAAAUCAGGAAUUAUUAUAUGGAUGACAGAAGGAGAAACUACAUUUUUACAUGUUUUGAAAUAUGAAAAUGAAAAAUUGACCGAAUGUUUAAGAGCUUGGAAUUAUAAAGGAAAUGUUAUUGAUGCUUAUUUAAGCGAAAGGCUUCCAUUUACUAUUACUGUAUUAACAGCAAAUAAUAUCGCUUAUAGAAUUACUGCUUCAAGUCAAGAUCCUACUACACCAUUAGUUGAAAAAAUUGAUGUUGGAACAGUUAAACCUUCACAGAUUAGAUGUUUUGAUACUGAUAAAACAAGAGAAUUGGUGUUAAUCCUUGACAAACAGAUAAGAAAGUACUUCCAAACUUGGGACUCAAUAAAUGAAAAAACUAGACUUAAAGAAGAAGAGGAAAGAUAUGAAAUUAGUGGGGAAUUUCAAAUUGCUGACCCAUCAUUAUUUGAAUGUAAUUGUAAGUAUUUUAUAACAAGAAUUAAUGACUCAAGUCUACCUCGUCCUUCUUUAGGGAUGCUAACAGCAAAAUAUUUUUUAAUGUCUAAUUCUUUUGCUGGUGUAGAAAUUAAGUCUUGGGAUGAUAAUAAAUUUAUUAUUAGACAAAAUGUUACGCCAAAACAACUUUCAAAGGUUUCCAUUGAUAAUUCAGCAAAGUAUUUAGCAGCUGUGGAUAUUACUGGAACAUAUUGUUUUAUAUAUCAAAUAGAAAAAUCAGAGUUAAUUCCAUUUGGUACUUACUAUAGAGGACAGUCUCAAUCUCAAGUACAACAACUCUCAUUUUCUCAUGAUGCAAAAAUAGUUAUAUUUGUAUCUUCUAAGUCUAUUCGAUUUAUUCCAUUACCUGGUUCUGCUUUAACCUUAGGUACUUAUAUAGAUGAGCAAUCAAUUUGUUGUUUUUCUUCACCAACAAGUCAAACUAUUUCUGUGUGUGAAGUAAAUAAUGAGAAUGACCCAAAUUAUAUAUUUAUUGUUGUUACUGAAAACUCAAUAGUCCAAAUUACUUUUGAACUCAAAACUGGAAGAAUAGAAAAUUAUCAUAUUAAAGAAUUUGAAGGUUUAGUUCAAAUGAUUAAGUCUCUAUCACAAAUUGACAUUCGUAGCGAAAAAACCACAAAACAUGAACGUUUUUAUUUCAACUAUAAUUAA
Molecule: messenger RNA, 1254 nt
Organism: Entamoeba histolytica HM-1:IMSS
Lineage: Eukaryota; Evosea; Mastigamoebida; Endamoebidae
Exons: 2
Coding region: 1-1254 (417 amino acids)
Molecular function (GO): protein binding
Source: RefSeq, a predicted model, not a curated record